GGCGACGGCGACGCCGACAACCACUGCACGACAGCUCUCCGGGAGCACCGCAAGGAUGCGCGGCGGUCCGCGGUCGCAGGCGCAGCAGGCGGCGGCCGAGUCGAUGCACCGCGUGCAGGAGGUGGCGCUGCCCGAGCUGUCGCUGUCCGCCGAGUACUCGGUGUCGCGCACGCUGGCCGAGGGCUGCUUCGCGCGCAUCCUGCUCGCCACGCACCGCCGCACCGGCACCACCGUCGUGCUCAAGGCCGUCCACGCGGAGCUCACCAGCGUCGCGGACUUCCAGCGCGAGUUCCACUACAGCUACCGCGUCAGCCCGCACCCCGCCGUGCUCUCCGUCUACCCCGUCGCCUUCCGCGCAGACGGCUGCUACGUCUUCGCCCAGGAAUACGCGCCCCUGGGGGACCUGUCCGGGGCGGUGAAGGCGGGCGGUCUGCCCGAGGAGCAGGUGAAGCGGGUCGCCUCGCAGAUCGGCUCGGCGCUCGACUUCCUGCACUCCAAGCAGAUCGUGCACCGCGACGUCAAGCUGGAGAACGUGCUCGUUUUCACCGCCGACAUGACCAAGGUGAAGCUGUGCGACUUCGGGUCCGCGCGGCGCGAGGGCUCGCUGGUGUCGCGGGCGCGCUGCACGUGGCAGUGGUGCCAACCGCCCGAGGUGUGCGCGGUGCUGAGCCGCGAGCGCUACCACUGCCGCACGGCGGGCGACGCGUGGCAGCUGGCCGUGCUGGUGGUGGUAUGCCUGGCCGCGUCGCCUCCCUGGCAGGCGGCCGACCACAUCUCGGACGCCGACUACGCCGCCUUCUCGCGCUGGCAGCGCCGCCGCUCGACGCGCCUGCCGCCGCUCUUCCGCCGCUUCACGCCGCGGUUCCUCAGGCUGCUCAGGCGGCUGCUGGAGCACAAGGUGGAGAAGCGGGCGCCCGUGUCGGAGGUGGAGAAGUACCUGAAGGACACGUGGCUGGUGGGCGGCGCCAGCGCCGGCGGCCACGUGGCGACGGCGUCCGGCGCGGACACGUCGUCGAGCGCGGCGCUGCACGGCCGCGGCCAGCAGCCCAGCAGCGCCCUCAUGGAGGAGGACGAGGGCAAGGGCCGGCUGCGCAAGCUGCUCUCCAGCUACGGGCUCGAGACCACCGUCGACCAGCGGCUGGUGGCGCGCCGCGUCUGGGAGUGGGUGCUCGCGUGCGAGCCCGCAGAGACGGCUCUCGACGGGGUCUGAACCAGGUGCUCCUCCGUUUAGGAGACCCCUCUGCCCCGCUGCCCUCGGGCAGCGACGACUGAGCGCCACCCUAUCGGCGCAGGGCAGACCGUUCGGUGGUCUGGUGCAACGUGUGGCGUGGCUAAACGGAGUGAGGCAGCGGUUCGACGGUGGGCCAGCUACAGUGCCGUGUGUAGAAUGGUCUGGUGAUCCCUCACACCCCCUGAACUGUGAUAUACGCGCUGUGAAACAAUAUGAUGUGUAAUGUGAUACUGUGGGGAGAGGGUUUGGUCUGUGUCAAAUGCAAUAUUUAACUUUACCGUACAGUGCAAACGACCACAGAUUUUUGCACUGAGCGAGAAUCUGUAUUACAUUCCAUUGGCUUCAUGUCUGUCCUUUCAAAUAUUGUUUCGCUUAAAUGAUUCGUCGCUUGAAAGCAGAACUCUACGGGGACAUCUGAAAGUAUCGUUCACGUCACGUCAGUAGGCGCCUGUCCAUAGAUAGAGAGACAGAGAGAUAGGGAGAGAGAGACCCUUUAGGGAAGCGUGGAGGGGAUGAGUUUUACUUCCGUGGGGGGCUAGAUUGGGCGCACACAUCUUCCAUGUUGGAAGGCCUUACAGAGUGUUGCUGCAGACAGUUAAGACUAAAAUCACAUCGCUUCUGAAGCGUGACGUCGUCCAGUCAGGAGGGGAAUGUUAAUUGUCAUCCACGGUGCCCCAGGGAAGACUAAAUCUCAUUGGCGGCCAGGUGUUAGCAGGAGGUUCAAAGCUGGGCUCCCUUCUGAUGUGACUCGUAGUAUGGUACUCUCUUAUAGUAACUGGAGUGCAAACAAAUUCGGAUGAUAAAUCGACACCGAGGGCAGCUAGCAAAGUAACUGAAUGGCGUGAGAAGGGAGAGAGAGAUGGAAAACAUCAUGUGACGAGUAUGGCAGGGGGUGUUAUGUACGAAAAAAUAGACACCAUAUAAUUAAGGCGAUGACAGCCAAUCAUCCCUUCAGUAAAGAUGCUCACUAAGCUUGAACUCUUACGGGAAUCGGCGAAAUGCUGCGAGUAAUUAGGCUGAAGAGCAGGAGCAUACUACAAGUUGAGAAUUUGGGUCAGACGGGAGGCGUGCUAGGGAAUCCGUGCGGUUCAGUGCUCACACAGUGCUCUGGAUGGCGUACUAGUCAUCGCAUCUGCCUAGUAAACAGGGAACCUGGGUUCGAAUCCCAGUCCGCCACAAUUUUUCAACUUGCCGCCCACUAGCAGCUAAUGUCUUUAAUUCCUUUGUGUAUUGGAGGCAAAUGUGUUAGUACAAUGCAUUACUGUGGUUCUUAACAUCACCAUUCGAAACUCGAACAGUUACAUCUGUUUGACGUAGCUACUCAGCUGUCAGCUGCUCCGAGGGGGGCGAUUGGUCUCAGUGAUUCUCUCGCCCCCCCCCCCCCCUCCUCCUUCAUCGCCGACGUUUCUUAGUGGUACUAGGUUUCGAACCCCAUCUUCGUAAUGGAAUACUGGUUUACUGAUCGGUCAGUUACAAACACGUCAUGCGAACGUCGGGUACAAUUAACUUUCCUCCGGUUUUUUGCUCCUUCAAAUGGUCUCGAGACUCUACAUUUUCAGCCACGUCACGCAGCUGUCACGUAGGUUGAGAAUAGCCAAUGAGAAUCCCGAAGAAACCUCACAGGCCUUAGACCAACCGGUGUAGCUAGAAAAUCGUAAAAAAUUUAAAUAAAGCUCUGACGUGAGUAUAAUUAGAAAUGUGUAUCGCUGUUUGAGAAUGAACGAUUGCGCUUAACAUGCAAAAUGUAUGUUGAGCCAUGAAAGAUACUCUAAUUGCUAGCAGAUAUAAGAAUCACCUGCAAAAGACACGAGUUGGUGUUGAUUCACAAUUAAGGAUUCAGUUUUUAAAAGUUUAUAGUCUGACGUCUGAAUUGCGUUAUCCGCAAAGAAGCAGAGUUUCAGGAAUUGGAACAAGCAUGUAAAAUGGUUGGCAAGGCGCAUACAGAGACAGACUAAUAUGUUAUUUCGUGUGAUGGCACUGCUUUCAUAGGGACGAAUCUUUGAAAAAAACCUAUGUUACUGGAAUACCUUCAUCGAAUGAGCUGUGCUUUCCCGCCCAGUUAGGGAAAUUAAUCACAGUUUCGAGAAGGCAUUUUGUCUGAAUGUAAAGUGAAUUUUUCUCUUUUUAAUUUGGGAACCAUGCUAUAUCUGAUUGGAAGAAGAGAAUCUGAUCAAAAUACGUUCGUUUAUCAGAUACAUUCAUUUUAUUUUACAUUUCAAUGAACUGACUAUGGCAUUAAUGAGGAAAGGGAGCUCUAAUUACUCCCUGCUUUUUACGAUCAAGAGAAUAGAAAUUCUCUGAACCACUGUAUAUAUUUUCGCUGUAUUUUAUGCAAGUAUGCAUUUUAUGACAUCUUCAUAUAACUUGGCAAUUCUGCAUAUACACUGUAUACUUACAACAACUGAUAAAGUGUUAGCGAAAAAACUUUAUAUAAUAUAUGGAACAAUGUAAAUAGAAAAUCUUGCUCACGCUAUUAGAUCCAGUCCACAUGAAAGAUGUAUAUUUGUAACAGAACCUGUUUCAUACAGAUCUGUUUAUAGUAGAUUUCUAUACAAAUUUGUACCGUUAUAGCUUUGUUACGAACUUUGUAAUGGAAUUUAUGCCAUGUAAUAUGUAUACAAGCACCCAUUCAACAUCGUGCUCACAAACACUGUAGGCUCAUAUUAAAUAUGUAUUGAUUACUUAUACUUCGACUUGCUCGUACUGAAAAAACGAUGGGACAAUAUUUCGAUAGCUAUUUUGUAAAGCAAGAACUUUUAAUGGUUUUUGAGAUAGAGACAUUCGUUGAACUCAGACGUAUGUUGUAAUCUGCGGAAGUCGCCUAAAAUCUUUGAUGUACUUUUCUGUAGAUGGUUAUAUUCUGAUGAACGUUUUGUCUACACCAUGAGGCAAUAUAACAACUGAUAGGAUUAUAAUCUUGUGGAUUUCUGUGACUGUUUGAAUGAGAAAAAAAGAUGUAGUUUAAUUUCAUCAUAAAUGGAAACCAUUAAAGUAGUGCAAAUAUAAUUAUUUGUAAGCAAAUCAAUGCUGCAACGGGAUCAAGCGCAGUCUGCUAUGAGAUACAUUGCUCCAGAGCCCUAUAUCUACAUAAUUCAGAUGGCUGACUUGUGGAUGAAUAUCAGUAUUUCAUUUCGAUAAAUGUUACAGUUCUCCUUCGACAAAAUGAUUAGUAUAGAAACGCUUACGAUUCUAGUUUUAAUGAAAAGAAUAUUAUUUUAAAAGAAUAACCAGCUCAUAAGUUUCAGAAAUAACUUUCUCUUCAAUUGAGUCAGACAGUCAUAUGUUCACAAACUCUCAUUACACAUCCUACAUAAUGAGUCUUCAAAUGUUUCGCGCCCAUACGAGCAGCUACUUCCUGCGAAUUGUGUUGCAGCCACAUAUAUGCCGACAAUGUUCAGACUGAACACAGAUUUACUCUAACGACAAUACUACUGUAAAUUAUUCAGUUGAGCUAAAUAAAGCCACAUCCUGCACCAACAUUCUUUCUCAAAGUGGUUUAGGAGAAGGUUUCAUGAAUGUUGAGACUAACUAGGCGUCAAUUUUGAGUAUGCAGACUGCGAGGUUGAUAUUAAACAGUAGCCUCUGUUCUUUCAGUGUCUUCACUGUCUUUAAAUGUAUACUUUUUAUAUAAGUUUCUAUCCUUCCAUUUUGUAUACUAUUUAACAAGGAAAAUUUGCGCAUCUAAACUAUUCUGGACGAAAAAUCCUGUAUGGUACUUGAAAGCACAGGAAUGAGAGUAAGCUGAUCUCAAAUAGUUAAUAUUUUCUGUGAUUCUCCAUGGCAAUUCCAUAACGGAAUUGAAUCACGGAUACUGUAGGUAAAAUAUCAUUGUUGUAGCAAUAUUUUUUGUGUGAUGUAUGGUAAGUGGUUCAAUGGCACAUAGACAUCAACGUUAUUUUUAGAUACAAAACUGUUUAAGCACCAUAGUCAGAGCAGCGAUCUGUUAAUAAACUAGAAUAAUUUAUAGGCUGCAUAGCGUCUCCACGAUUGAUAGUAUUUUUGUAAGACCUCUUGGAAGGAACAAGAACAGAAAAAUGUAUUAGCAGCCCUCUGUCCCACGUCUUCCUAGAUAUGUAUUGUGCGAUGUGAAAAUGAAAUGUACAUUUGUGAAAU
This is a messenger RNA of Schistocerca cancellata (South American locust), 5344 nucleotides long. It is a transcript of the gene meng, whose product is annotated as serine/threonine-protein kinase meng-po. Bases 56 to 1210 code for a protein of 384 amino acids. The record is from RefSeq and is a predicted model, not a curated record. Lineage: Eukaryota; Metazoa; Arthropoda; Insecta; Orthoptera; Acrididae. Gene Ontology annotation, molecular function: ATP binding; protein serine/threonine kinase activity. The transcript is spliced from 5 exons. Gene Ontology annotation, biological process: peptidyl-serine phosphorylation; peptidyl-threonine phosphorylation.